This is a messenger RNA of Solanum dulcamara, 1552 nucleotides long. Its product is annotated as homeobox protein knotted-1-like LET6. Gene Ontology annotation, cellular component: nucleus. The coding region runs from base 324 to 1343 and encodes 339 amino acids. Gene Ontology annotation, molecular function: DNA-binding transcription factor activity, RNA polymerase II-specific; DNA binding. Gene Ontology annotation, biological process: regulation of DNA-templated transcription. The transcript is spliced from 4 exons. Lineage: Eukaryota; Viridiplantae; Streptophyta; Magnoliopsida; Solanales; Solanaceae. The record is from RefSeq and is a predicted model, not a curated record.
AUUUUGCACCCAAAUACAAGCCAACCCUUUAACACCUUCAUGUUUUUCUAAGAAACUCUCUUCUUUGCUUCUUGCUAGAGAGAGAAAAGAAAAAAAAAAGAAUUUUAGGGGUUUGCUUUUUCUGACUAGUAACUAGUAGUAUUGCUAACUAUGUAUUCCAUUAAGGAUUUGCUGUGAAAAAGCCUGAUAUCAGUAAGCAUAAAACUCGGGAGAUCACUUAUACACCUUCCCCAAAAAGAGAGAGAUUUACUAUUAUUAAACAGAGUAAGUUAGCCUCGAUGGUUUCAUAGGCCAAAACAAAAUUAAGAGUCAAGAAUCAAAUAAUGGAGGGUGGUUCUACUGGAAAUACUAACACAUCUUGUUUAAUGAUGAUGGGCUACGGAGAUCACAACAACAACAACAGUACAAAUGGAAAUGCUCCUGCUCCUCCAAUGAUGAUGAUGAUGCCUCCUCCUACUUCUUCUUUAACUAACAACAACAAUGCAGAAACAAGCAACAACAAUAUCCUUUUUCUUCCUUUCAUGGACAAUAAUCCUCAUGAAGACGACAACUCUUCUUCCAUCAAGUCAAAGAUUAUGGCUCAUCCUCACUACCCUCGUCUCUUGUCUGCUUAUCUCAAUUGUCAAAAGAUAGGAGCUCCACCGGAAGUGGUGGCAAGGCUAGAGGAAAUAUGUGCCACGUCAGCAACAAUGGGCCGGAACAGUAGCAGUAGUAGUGGUGGUGGAAUUAUCGGAGAAGAUCCUGCACUUGAUCAGUUCAUGGAGGCUUAUUGUGAGAUGCUGACAAAAUAUGAACAAGAACUCUCAAAACCCUUUAAGGAAGCCAUGCUUUUUCUUUCAAGAAUUGAGUGCCAGUUCAAAUCUCUAACUCUUGCACCUCAUGAAUCUGUUGCAGCUCUUGGUGAGGCAAUGGAUAGAAAUGGAUCAUCUGAUGAGGAGGUUGACGUGAAUAACGGUUUCAUCGACCCUCAGGCUGAGGAUAGAGAACUCAAAGGUCAAUUGCUGCGCAAGUACAGCGGUUACUUGGGAAGCCUCAAGCAGGAGUUCAUGAAGAAGAGGAAGAAAGGGAAGCUGCCUAAGGAGGCAAGACAACAAUUAAUAGACUGGUGGACCAGACAUUACAAAUGGCCAUAUCCAUCGGAAUCCCAGAAGCUGGCACUAGCUGAAUCAACAGGAUUGGACCAGAAGCAAAUAAACAAUUGGUUUAUCAACCAAAGAAAGAGGCACUGGAAGCCAUCAGAAGAUAUGCAGUUUGUUGUGAUGGAUGCUGCCCAUCCACAUUACUAUAUGGAUAAUGUUCUUGCUAAUCACUUCCCAAUGGAUAUGACACCAUCUCUCCUCUGAAUUUAUAUUCUGGAGAUCCCCAAAUCCAACUUAAUUGAGAAAAUCAAAGUGAAAUUUCAUGAUUGUGUAAUAUUAUUAUCAAGGAUGUUUAAUUUGCAUAUUACUUGUAUGCAUGUAGUACUAGUUAUUGUGACAUGAUCAACUCUUAUUUAGACUAUUUUGUACUUAUAAUUGCUAGAACUAUUUCUAAUAUGAUGGUUACCUCUAUG